Molecule: messenger RNA, 836 nt
Organism: Parus major (Great Tit)
Lineage: Eukaryota; Metazoa; Chordata; Aves; Passeriformes; Paridae
Gene: POLR1D
Exons: 3
Coding region: 99-485 (128 amino acids)
Source: RefSeq, a predicted model, not a curated record
CCCUGCGCCCGCCCCGCUGCCCCGCCCCGCCCGGCCGACAGCGGGUGAUGGCGCCGGCCUGCGCCUGAGGAGCCGCAGCGGGGGACGGUGGGGGAGCCAUGGAGGAGGACCCGGAGCUGGAGAGGAAGGCUGUGGAAGAGUUACUUAAAGAAGCAAAACGUGGGAGAACCAGAGCUGAAACAAUGGGAGCUAUGGGUUGGUUGAAAUGUCCUCUUGCUGGUACAAACAAAAGAUUUCUUAUUAAUACCAUCAAAAAUACAUUGCCAUCUCAAAAAGAACAAGACCAAGAGCGUGAGCAAAAGGAAGAUGACAAGGAGUCUGAGCCAAACAAAAGCAGGAAAGAAGAAAAACCAAAGAAACGCAGAAUUCACCCAUAUACACCCAGCUUUCAGUCCAGAAGGAGAGUCAGCUACUCUCCUCCAAGGCACCAGAGCAGGAACCAGCACACGAAGGAUAAACAUGAAAAGCGAUCAAGCAAGAGAUGAGGGACAAGUAUGUGUUGUUACAAGUCAGGAACGUCAUUAAGUGUAGGAAAGCGGGGGUGUCUCAGUUUCUCAAGAAGAGUUGAUGUUCAAACUUGAGUUUUGAACCAAGUUGCCUGUGUGAGAAGUAACCUUGAGGUAGCUUUAGGAACUUUUCUUUGGGACCUUUAAGAGAAAAGCAAAGUACAGCAUAAAGCAUUCAAUUGUUUUAGAACAGACAUUCCCUUUACUCCAUUCCUCUCUCCCCUUCUGACUAAGCUUAGGGUCCUGGUGAUGGAGCGUGAUAUGUGUGUCACUGUCUAAUAUAAAUCAUGUCACUCUUUUGGAAAUAAAUUUUAAUUAAGCAGAAUUAUA